Messenger RNA from Adineta ricciae, 274 nucleotides. NCBI's taxonomy places the organism in Eukaryota, Metazoa, Rotifera, Eurotatoria, Adinetida, Adinetidae. The record is from the annotation of a GenBank genome assembly.
AUGCCAAAUAUUGAACGACAAAAUGAACUUUAUUCAAAUUGGAAAAAAGAUAAUCCAUCAACAUCAUUAUCAUCAUCAGUAACACAAAAUAAAAACAAUUGGACACAGAAAAAUUUUGACGAAAAAAAUAUUCAUACAUGUCAUAUUUGUCAACAAAUUAUGUUUGAAUCUGAUGCUGAUGAACAUAAUUCUUAUCAUACAGAAUUCAAUACACAAUUUCCUUCAUUACCUACAGCUGCUGUUCCGAUCGGUCGAGGAAAAGGAAAGAAAAAGA